UCUUCAUCUUCUAUCAUCCAUCCAUCCAUCCAUCGCCUAACUAUGGUAACUAAAUAUACAGUAAAUGAAAUCAUGAGGGAAUGCACCAAAUCUCACAUAUUUUAACAACCAAUUUGCUUGGAAGCCAAACCAUUUUUUUCAUUUGUUAAAUUUAUUUGCUGCCUAUCUCGCGACUCUGUACUGAACUACAUUACUGAACUAUGCUGUGCUAUUAUGCUACUCUGAAUUCUUCAUGCUGACUGAGGGUCAGAUGAACCCUGGUGGAUUGCUUAAAAUGCGAUUGGCAGUGGCCACACUUAAACCAUCAAUUGCGGUUUGCAGAGGGUUGGGGUCUGGGUUUGCAACGGGUCCCUGUUUUUUGUCUUUCAUGAGGAGGUCUUCUGUCAUCCAAUGCCGUUUUUCUCUGUUUUUUCCUGUUGGGUCAGUGAAGUCUUUCAAGCAACUCCGCCUGACAGCGAGCGAUUGUGAAGUUCUUCGGCAGAGCCCAGAAGGCACAGCCGCCCUGACACAGCCCCUCAGCCAGAGACCAGGCAGCCAAGAUUCCUGUAGGCGCCUUGGCCCAACUCCUCGGAGGAGGAGGAAGUGUUCUAAAGGCCACCAAAGGACCAUCACAGAUUACUUCAGGGGUAGAUCCCACAUCUCGCCGUGCUCCAGUAAGAUGGCGGAAAGCCAGCAACCCAAAGUUGAGGAACCUCUGGAGAACUUCGCUCGUGACUCGGCGUCCGACUCGGACGGCUCUUGCAGUCUUCUUGACGAUGGAAGGGACACGUCGGCGGCCCCCAAGAAACGGUCACGUUUCUCCCUGGGACCUAGCGACUCCGACGAUGGAAGCGCUGGCCGAGAGGUCCAAGGACACAAACCGUGGUUGGUGAGGCUUCCUGAAGAGAGCUCAGGCGAUGGAACGGUCAAGCAGGAAGUUCAAGAUUUUGAGCUGGAUCCACUUCCCGAUGUCCACUUUGGGCUUUUAGGAACCACAUCUGGGGAGGAUGUACCUCAGGGAACCAUGGAGAAACUGCCAGAUGAAAUCCUUCAGCAGAUCUUUGCCCUGGUACCCGUGGUUGAUCUGCUCCAGAACCUCUGCCUGGUGUGUCGACGUUGGAAGCGUAUCAUCUCUGACGUGAAGUUCAUUCCUUGGAAGAAGGUUUACUAUCAGUAUUUGAAGGGAGUGGACCACGCCUUACUGACCCUUAGACCCGUUCUGCAACAGUACGGCCUAACCAAGGAGAACCCCCAAUGCAUGCUGAGAUUUAUCCGGUGCGCGGCUGAUGUUCGGAGCUGCCGCUGCCGAGAUCCCACCGCUGCCCUCGCGUGUCUGAAACGCCACUCGCUCUUUCUCAAGGCGGAAGUUUGCGUCGCCAAGAAUCUUCCGGAUUUGGACGGGCGCAAAGAGAAACCGGCCUACGUUCGGGCAGUGACGGCGGCCAUUGUGCUCUUUGCUGGAGGCGUUCGCGAUAUUCAGGAGCUGGUGCGCUGUCUCCAAAGGCCCAGCUCCACCAUGUCGCUGAUGGACGCCCUCGAGAUGCUGUAUUCUACGGCCACCCUGCUUUACGCCAUGCGAGAGAAUGAAGUCUGGAUCAGUAACAGGCUUCACUACAAUGUUUUUUAUUGCCUGCAUCACCUAGAAACUUGUCCCUUCAGCCCGGCUGUCAGACAUAAUCCCCAACUACGUCUCAGGCCUGUUUUACAACCUACUAGCGAACAACAACAGAUCUUAAACCACGCCCUUGCACCUGGAGAGCGGGUAAAAAUUGUGGCUUUCGCAGGCACCGGCAAAACAUCCACGCUGAUCCAGUACGCCAGGAAGUGGUCCGAGCUGAACUUCUUAUACUUGGCAUUCAACAAGACCAUCGCACAACAGGCCUCGCAGGUUUUCCCUGCCAACGUCACCUGUAAAACCAUCCACUCCUUAGCGUUUGCAGAAGUCGGGAGGCAUUACGGACGGCAGCUUAACCCGGGCUCGCUGACCUCCUACCUGGUCAGCUUUGUCCUCUCCAAUCGCGAGGGCCAGUCUCCGUUCAUCAGAGCCAAGACGGUCGUUCAGACCCUCGCUGCCUUUUUCUCGUCGGCGGAUGCGGCCAUCACCGUGGAGCACACGCCCAUUUGGUGCAAGAACAACCGCGGAGAAAACGUCCUUGUGCAGGAACGCGAAAAGCAGAUCAUUGUUGAAGAAGCGAAACAAAUAUGGAUCAAGAUGAAAGCGCUGGGCCCAACCACGGAAAUGGCAUACAGAAUGACGCACGACGGUUACUUGAAACUUUGGCAACUCCAGAAGCCGUCUCUUUCCAACUACGACGCCAUCUUGGUGGAUGAGGCCCAAGACUGCACCCCCGCGGUUAUGGACAUUGUCCUCUCGCAAACUUGUGGCGUGAUCUUGGUAGGAGAUCCACACCAACAGAUCUACACCUUCCGAGGUGCCGUCAACUCACUUUUGAAUGUGCCCCAUAGCCGCAUCUUCUACCUGACGCAGAGUUUUCGCUUUGGCUCCGAAAUAGCCUACGUUGGCGCGACCCUUCUGGAUGUUUGCAAGAAAAUCCGGAACAAGACCCUGGUGGGAAACAACCAAGAAAGUGAUGUCAGUGGGGUCGGCGUGGAGGGGAAGGUGGCCCGGUUAUCCCGGAACAACCAAACCGUCUUCGAAGAUGCUGUGAACGUUACAGAUGGAGGCUCACCUGCUAAGAUACACUUGCUGGGGGGUCUUAAAGCCUUUGGCCUUGAGAAGAUUCAUGAUCUCUGGAAGCUGCUUCAUCCUGAACUGAAACUCGAGGUAAAGGAUCCCUUCAUCAAGAGGUGGGUUGAGAAAGGCUUGGCCAGCAUCAAGGACUAUGCUGCAAAGGCGGAAGACAAACAGCUGGAAAUCAAAAUUGGGAUUGUGGAGAAAUACCGGGAACGUAUUCCGGAGCUGGUAAACAGGAUACGCCAGUGCCAUGUCUUGGAUCCAGAAGAUGCAGAUUACGUCUUAGGGACUGUGCACAAGGCCAAAGGGCUGGAAUUUGACACCGUCCAAGUUGCUGGUGACUUUGUCAGCAUCCCAUUUACAUGGCCCUAUCUUGGAAGGUUUCCUCGGAACCCACCUGCUCUCCCAGAAGUCAUUCCGGAAGAUGAGUGGAAUUUGUUGUACGUCGCUGUCACUCGAGCCAAGAAGCGUCUUGUCAUGUCCAGAUUUCUUGCUGAUAUCCUGAAAGUCACCAAGGAAUACUACGUACGUUUUGAAUUAACCGAGGAAGUGUGCAAGAAGAUGCCACUUUGGUGUUCGGAGCAGGGCUGCUGCAACUCCAUCCCAGCGGAUUCUGUGCUAGUCCCAAAAAGGAUAAAUUUUGUUUACAUGGACGGCACCAAAAUUCCCGAGGGUUUAAUUUGCCCUUCCUGUGCAUUGUGGAAACUUGGACCCAUUGCACGGCUCACAGGAUCGCCCACCACGGAGCAGGACGCAGCCAGUCCCCCAGAAAACAUUGAGGCUCCCUCCAUGGUUCACGUCCUCCUCGAAGCCUUCUGAGUUCUUCAAAAAAGAAAAGAAAAUUAAAAAAAAAUUGCACUGGGUGCUUUUCAAGAAAAAGAAAGGAAGGCAAAAAAUUGUAAAAAAAAGGACUCGAUAAAGAGUCCACCCGCCACGAUAGAACGCCAGAUUUCUGCUGCCAAGGAAGACGGAUGUUCAGUAAUUUCGACCCCUUUUACAACCUUUUUCAUUUGCCUGAGUUGUAAAGUGAAUCACCGCCGUUGUUCAGUGAGGAACAAGAUGGUUGUAAAAUGAAAUCCGGCUUCCCCCUCGGCUUCGCUUGUCGGAAGGCCGCCAAAGAAAGUCACAUGACUGUGGGACACUUGAGAUUGCCAAGCAUCUGAAUUCUGAUCACGUGACCAGAGAUGCUGCAACUAUGCGAUGUGAAAAACAAUCAUUGUCACUUUUGUCAGUGCCGUCGUAACUUUGAUCAGUCACUAAAUCAUCUUCUUUUAACGACCCCAUAAUCCCUUGGGGGGGCGGUGGAGUCUGGGCAACUGAAUGGAGCUAGCAGAGCGUUAACUGGCCGGAUGCCCUUCUUGUUGCCAAUGCAGAGUUUUGUUCAGCAAAUAGAUUUUUCACUGUGCCUGGAGAGAGAAAUAUCUGCCUCUACCUGGGAUCGAACUCACAGCCUCCUGAUUGUGAGGCCACCGCACCACUUUGAACAGUCACUCAAUGAACUGUUUUAAAUCAAAGACUGCCUGUAGAUUUAACUGAUCAGAACUUGAAUUCUGG
Messenger RNA from Ahaetulla prasina, 4228 nucleotides. RefSeq names its product F-box DNA helicase 1 (gene FBH1). Bases 233 to 3493 code for a protein of 1086 amino acids. Gene Ontology annotation, biological process: double-strand break repair via homologous recombination; replication fork processing. Gene Ontology annotation, molecular function: protein binding; 3'-5' DNA helicase activity; DNA binding. NCBI's taxonomy places the organism in Eukaryota, Metazoa, Chordata, Lepidosauria, Squamata, Colubridae. The transcript is spliced from 20 exons. Gene Ontology annotation, cellular component: nucleus. The record is from RefSeq and is a predicted model, not a curated record.